AUUCCUUUCUGGUCUUCCUCCUUCCAACAGGGGUUGGAAGGAUAAAUAUGUUUCUAUCAAAUUCUCCCCGGGCGCUUUCCCUUUUGCCCAAAAUGCCUAGGGGAAAAGAAUGAAAGUCCAGGUCAAGCCCAGGGAGACUGAUGACCUAGCCGCCAGGGAAGCCACUCUCCGGACUGGGGACACCUCCACCUGUGGUCCUUAUAACAUCGAGAAGUGGAGGAGCCCUCAACCGCCCAACCCUUCAGCCAGCCCUCUGAAGGAGGCCAAGGCCGCCUAUCAGAAGGCGGAGAAGGCUGAAGAGAAACUGAUGGAGCAUUAUGCUGCCUAUCAGAAGCUCUAUGCCAAGCGCGACGGGCUGCUGAAGGCCUCCAAAGAGGCCGAUGCCCAAGCUCAGGAGAAGAUCCAGGAGCUUGAGGGGGAGAAGGCCGAACUGAAGGAGAAGGCCGCCCAAUCCGCUGACGAGAUUGCCCAGCUAAGGGCUGAGCUGGAAAAGGAGCGUGCCGACCAGGCCUCUUUUGCUGCUGCCUCGGCGGCCCAAGAGCCAGAGCAGUUUGCCGCCCGGGCGAUUCCAGACCGGGAGACUGCCAUCCGGUUCUUCCAUGAUCUCUUCAAGCAUGAAGUGUCCGCCAAGGUCGUAGAUGAGAUCGGGACCUUCGGUUUUGAGAGUGGCUAGUAUGAGGAACGCCGGGCGCUCUAUGCUAUUCUCAAGAGGUGGAUUCAAGGUUUUGAACCCAAGGCCUUCUCUCUUCCCAUGCUUCAUGACGAAGCACCGGUCGCCCCCUUCGAAGGGAUCUGAGCACAAAGCCUUCUCUCUUUUUUUUAAUUAUUUCUGGAUGUAAUGAUCAGCCUUCAGGCACUUUUGUAGAACACUUUAAUAUUAAUGAAAUUUAUUUUUCCAU
This is a messenger RNA of Cuscuta campestris, 899 nucleotides long. NCBI's taxonomy places the organism in Eukaryota, Viridiplantae, Streptophyta, Magnoliopsida, Solanales, Convolvulaceae. The record is from the annotation of a GenBank genome assembly.